This is a messenger RNA of Dendroctonus ponderosae (mountain pine beetle), 2990 nucleotides long. RefSeq lists its product as uncharacterized. The record is from RefSeq and is a predicted model, not a curated record. Lineage: Eukaryota; Metazoa; Arthropoda; Insecta; Coleoptera; Curculionidae.
GUGCACGAGGAGAGGAAAGUUCUGGAGGAGCGACGAAUCACCCAGACCAUGGUGGACAAGAAAAUCGUUCGCAACGAGAGCGUGCGCAGCAAAAUGAGCAACAGAAGCGUGGUUUCGCAGAAGUCCUCAGGCUUCCGCCUGAUCGACCAUGCUGCGCAUCUCCAUCCCCACCACACCAGCCAGGGCCAGAAUGACGAAUCCAGCUCAGUCUACAGCAUCUACAAGCAGAAAAUCGACAGCAUGUUCGAGUCGGACUCCAGUGGCGGCACGCACAAAUCGAACAGCGUCCAGGCCAAGAUCGAGCAAAUGUUCAGCGACGUGGCCAACGACAGUGGCGUGUCGGCUCAGCAGAUGGGCGUCCAUGCGUUUUCCAUCGACUACUUGGGCAGCGUUCCAUUGCAGGAGAAAGUCACCAGCUUGGCCGGCCUGCAACGCCCCCUCAAGGACCUGUAUUUCGCCUACAAGAAGCUGGCCAGAAGCAAAAAGGGGCUCUCCGGCCGGUUGGAGAUCUCGCCCCAAGGGCUGCGCGUCCAAUAUCAAGGCCCCGCUGGGGACCUGGAGCAGAUGAACUCGUUCCCCACCAUAGCAGUGUGGUCGGCAGUGAAGUUCGUCAUCCAGGAGGGCGGCUCCAUGUUGCACGGCAAGGACCUCUCUUACGCCUUCAUGCCUCUGAUCACCGACCCGGACAACAUGGACAAGCAGGCGCUGUUUAGGGGCUUGGAGGAGCCGGAGAAGAAGUACAUAGUCAAUGAGCAGCACUCGCCCCUCUUUGCCGUCGUCAUGAGGAAGAUUGGAGUGCAACGACAGCUGGAGUGUCAUGGGUUCGUGUGCCAGACUUCAGAGGACGCGAUUGUGAUCGCGGCCACCCUGUACAAGGCGCUGGUCAACCACAUGAAGAGCAAAGAGCGGAAGCCUAAGAACAAGAACGGCGUGACGACGUGCAUGUCCACCGCCUCCAGCACCAUGGUAGAAAAGGGUCCCUCUAUGCCAAUCCGGCCGCCCAGGCGGAAACGCAGCAGCGCCGCUUCUUCCAUAUGCAGCGACACCAACGUUUCAGACACGCAGCCGCUGCUUCCAGCCAAGCCGCCCAAGAAGAGCACCAAGUCAAAGAAGGCGCCCAAGGCGCCCGCGCAGCAAGACGUGGACGCCAUCAUGCCCUACGAGGAGCCCGUCACAAUCAAACCGACGGUGGACAACGCUGAAGACGAGGCGAAGCCCAAGAGUUUCAGCGACAAAGUGAGCACGUACAUGAGCAAGGAGCAGAAGCAGAUCACAGCGGAAAUCAAGCAAAUGGUGAGCGACAGCAACAAGGGCCUGAAGAGGGUGCAGAGCAUCCGGAAGCGAAACGAGGACGCUGUGCGGCAGAAGGAGAACUCCGGGGACAUUUUCACCAAGGUGACCAUUCCCAGGUCGGGCAGUUUCCUCAACACCGGCGGCCUGACGCGCUACAAGAACAAAGCGUCCAGGAAUAACGAAUCGGCCACCGGCGGCUCCCCACUGGGCUUCAAGGAGAUCUUCCACGAACUGUCGAUGCAAGAGGGGCUGCACUCGAUGGACGACAUUCUCUCGGUGAUCAUCGACCCGGACGGGAUGUCCUUCAACGACCUGAAGCCCAUCUACAAAGAGUUCCUCCUCAAACUGGCCGUUACCCUCACCAAGGACGAGCUCUAUCUCAAGAGCAAAAGCAUCAUGCGCCGCCAGCGCAAGAAAACCAUCAAAAAGACUGCAACUGGGAAGAAGCACCCGAACAAGCUGGUGUCGGGCAAGUUCAAGCGGCUGAAGCACAUUUUCCAGAAGAGCUUGAAGCCUCCGAGCGGGCCGAAGCUGCUGGAGGGCCGCAGUAGACCUGUGGAGCUUCAGCAGGCUGAAGCGCGGAUCGACGCCAAAGUGCCCGAGAGCAGCAUCAGCACCUCUUCGUAUGACACCAGGCCCUUUCGGCCCAAGGAGGAGCUGAGCAAUAAGAAGCCCAACUACCGCAAGAAAAUGCACGGCGACUUCAGCAAGGCGAGGAGGCGCGAUCGCGCCAGCACCAGCGAGGAAUCGGACUUCUUCUCUUUGAAGCGCCAGCAGAGGCUCAACAAGUACCAGAACAUGCAGGCGCUGGCCACUAUGCAGAACCGCAACUCCUCCUCAGGGUACGUGUCCUGCUCCGAGUGCUCGUACGAUUCGGACACCUGCACCUGCAUAUCGGCCGAUAAGUGCUACUGCAGCUUGGGGCAACGCCCCUUCGGGAACGGAAGAAGAGAGAAGGGCAUGGGCGGCGCAGACCCCAGCCUGACCUACUGCGACUGCGACACCGACUCCUGCGCAGAGUCAAACAAGUGCUACUGCCAAUGCAGCAGCCGGGCGCGACACGCGCAUCACCCCAAGUGCCGCAAGGCGGCGCACAGCGAGCAACACCGCAAGCUGUGCAAGAACAACUCCAACACCAAAAGCACCAGGAGCUUGGAGUACAUGUCCAAUCCAAGUGAAGGGUACUACGAGAGGCUGCGCAGCAAGCAGAAGUACGGCAGCGAGCGCGUCCACUCCAGCUGCGCCCCUCGGGAUCUGCUGCAGCAGAAGAGGCGCAACAGCCAUUCGGGGUUGGCGGUCACCGACAGCAUCGUCGCCAUGCAGAACUUCCAGCUGGGGCUGAGCGGCCAGAAAAUGUCCGCCAUGGACUACGAGCUGCUGAAGUUGGCUCGCGAUGGAGGCCUGCAGGAGCUUGCGCAGUUGCAGAGCGGCACAGCGUUGUGCGCCAACGUCUGCGACUACUGGCACGCCACCAGAAGCACUGGCACAGACCCAGGAAUGCAAAAGGUUCAGUCGGCAAUCACCACUGGGGCCUGCACGGACGCCCUCUCGGUGAAAAAGUCCGCGGAAAUGGCUGCGCUCUUCGCCGACAUGAAGCUGAGCCAAACCACCGAUAUCACCCACUUGGUUCCUGCGGGCUUCGAGGUGGACAGACGCAACCUCUACAACAUGGAGAAGUCGCUGCAAGCCAAAUACAG